AUGCUACUUUGUGGUGCUGAUGUCCUGGACUCCUUCGGGGUGUCGGGGCUGUGGAAGGCUCAGCAAAUUGCGGAGGUGGUCACCAACUUUGGACUGCAACAUCCACGUGGUGCAGGAGUGGGUGGCCAACGACGUGUCGGCCGCACUCAUCCGCCGCCCGCUGCGGUGUGGCCACAGUGUCCGGUACCUGCUGUGACGCAGGUACCGAAGAAAACAAAGGUGGUGCUGCUGUCUUGUGGCUCCUUCAAUCCAGUGACGAACAUGCACCUGCGCAUGUUUGAACUGGCACGGGAUCAGCUGGAGGACACGGGACGGUAUGAAGUGGUGAAGGGGAUCCUAUCACCAGUGGGCGAUGGCUACAUGAAGAAAGGCCUGAUCGAGGCCAGCCAUCGGGUGGAAAUGGCCAAGCUGGCGGUAGAGAGCUCCAGCUGGAUUGAGGUGGACAGCUGGGAGAGCAGGGAGGCCGAAUGGCUGGAGACAGUCAAAGUGCUGCAGUGAGCUCGCCCUAAGGGUGAAAGAAGGACCCCAACUUUUCAGCUAUGCGUCGCUACACCCCCUGUUGGCUGAACUGGUCUUUGACAUCUGCUCCCAGUCAUCACCGGCAGGAACUGAUCUCCCAGGAACCGGACACUGAUGUGGUAUGUAGGCACUGUAAAGCCUGGCAGGAAAAGAAAACGCAUGGAUGCCAGCGGUGCCACCAAGAGGAGGAAGCUCGAGGAGGCUGAAAUUGCACCUAAAAAAAAAGGGGUAAUAAUUAAAGCUUCCCCUUACAGUCCCCUUGCCUUUUUCCUGUAUUAUGCCGCUCCCCUUGAUGGCGUUGAAAUUAUCGGAACACUCGAAGAGACAUCCGACAUCCAUCCAUCCAUCCAUCCAUCCAUCCAUCCAUCCAUCCAUCCUUCUACCCACUUAUCCUGGCCUGGGACUGGUAUCCCAUCCUGGAUAUGCUCUUCUUUGCACCCUCUGCUGCCUGAAAUGGGUCCCCCCACCCAUACCAUGACUUUAGGGUGGGGAUUAGUGGUUUGCAAAGAUGGAAUUUGGAUUCUUGUUUGCUUUUUCCUGCCCCGAAAUGUAGUAGUUGGGUGUGAAUCUUCGCUCUUCUGCUGUCACACUCGGUUCAGUAACCUGAUUUCCCCCUGGGGAUCUGUGAACUGCAUCAUUUAAU
Brienomyrus brachyistius is the source of this 1162-nucleotide messenger RNA. Its product is annotated as nicotinamide/nicotinic acid mononucleotide adenylyltransferase 1-like. The transcript has 4 exons. Lineage: Eukaryota; Metazoa; Chordata; Actinopteri; Osteoglossiformes; Mormyridae. Gene Ontology annotation, molecular function: nicotinamide-nucleotide adenylyltransferase activity; nicotinate-nucleotide adenylyltransferase activity. Gene Ontology annotation, biological process: NAD+ biosynthetic process. The coding region runs from base 1 to 498 and encodes 165 amino acids. The record is from RefSeq and is a predicted model, not a curated record.